UUGGAUCUUUGUUAUUCCAUGUCACUAUGGCGCUUAGCAAAACGUUUGGACAAAAACCGGUAAAGUUUCAGCUCGAGGAGGAUGGAGAGUUUUACAUGAUUGGCUCAGAGGUGGGGAACUACCUGCGCAUGUUCAGAGGCUCCCUGUAUAAACGAUAUCCGUCGUUAUGGAGAAAACUGGCAACAGUGGAAGAACGGAAGAAAAUCGUGGAGUCGUCACACGAUCACGGCUACACUCAGCUGGCCACCAGCGUGACGCUCCUUAAGGCCUCGGAGGUUGAGGAGAUCCUUGAAGGGAACGAUGAGAAGUAUAAAGCUGUGUCUAUCAGCACAGAGCCCCCCGCCUACCUCAGGGAACAGAAGGCAAAGAGGAACAGUCAGUGGGUUCCCACGCUGCCCAACAGUUCCCACCACCUGGACGCCGUGCCGUGCUCCACCACCAUCAACCGCAGCCGGCUGGGCCGAGACAAGAAGAGGACCUUCCCCCUGUGCUUCGAUGACCACGAUCCCGCGGUGAUCCAUGAAAACGCCACUCAGCCGGAGGUUCUGGUCCCGAUCCGUCUGGACAUGGAGAUCGAGGGCCAGAAGCUCAGAGACGCUUUCACCUGGAACAUGAACGAGAAGCUCAUGACGCCUGAGAUGUUUGCCGAGAUCCUGUGUGACGACCUGGACCUGAACCCGCUGGCGUUCGUCCCCGCCAUCGCCUCAGCCAUCCGACAGCAGAUCGAGUCUUACCCCACAGACAGCCUCCUGGAGGACCAGACGGACCAGAGGGUGAUCAUCAAGCUGAACAUCCACGUGGGGAACAUCUCGCUGGUGGACCAGUUUGAGUGGGACAUGUCGGAGAGGGAAAACUCUCCGGAGAAGUUCGCCCUGAAGCUCUGCUCUGAGCUGGGCCUGGGCGGAGAGUUCGUCACCACCAUCGCCUACAGCAUCCGGGGUCAGCUGAGCUGGCACCAGAGGACGUACGCCUUCAGCGAGAACCCGCUCCCGACGGUGGAGAUCGCCAUCAGAAACACGGGCGACGCCGACCAGUGGUGCCCCCUGCUGGAGACGCUGACCGACGCAGAGAUGGAGAAGAAGAUCAGAGACCAGGACAGAAACACGAGACGAAUGCGGCGUCUGGCGAACACGGCGCCGGCGUGGUAGACGGCGACUCAGCGGCGACCCCUGCAGAGACGCUGAGAUCAUGGCCUCCAUGGCGUCUCCGGAUGUGUCCUCUGCUCGGCUGGACUGUGUCUGCAGCUCGCUGUUUUAUUUUUAAUUUUAAUCUGUUUGUUGACGACCCAUUAGCCCCCCCAUGUUUCCCCACCGACC
Messenger RNA from Fundulus heteroclitus (mummichog), 1316 nucleotides. RefSeq names its product SWI/SNF related, matrix associated, actin dependent regulator of chromatin, subfamily b, member 1a (gene smarcb1a). Bases 27 to 1148 code for a protein of 373 amino acids. The transcript is spliced from 9 exons. Gene Ontology annotation, molecular function: transcription coregulator activity. NCBI's taxonomy places the organism in Eukaryota, Metazoa, Chordata, Actinopteri, Cyprinodontiformes, Fundulidae. Gene Ontology annotation, biological process: chromatin remodeling; regulation of transcription by RNA polymerase II. Gene Ontology annotation, cellular component: nucleus; nuclear chromosome. The record is from RefSeq and is a predicted model, not a curated record.